GUCCUGAAAGCUGUUUUGGUAGAGCUAGACCAGCCUGGGAAAACAGCAUCGCAACAUUUGUGACAGCCUUGAUUUCGCAACAAAAAUAACUUGCUACAUAAGUGGCAAAGUAGUUAUCUCUGCAGUGUAGAAUACAAUCAAUAGUGAUGCCUUCGGACAGACCUUUCAAACAAAGAAGGACAUUUGCUGAUCGCUGCAAAGAGGUGCAGCAGAUUCGGGAGCAGCACCCCAACAAAAUCCCGGUGAUUAUUGAGAGGUACAAGGGAGAGAAGCAGCUUCCGGUGUUGGACAAGACCAAGUUUUUGGUCCCUGACCAUGUCAACAUGAGUGAGCUGGUGAAGAUCAUCAGGCGCCGGCUGCAGCUCAACCCCACGCAGGCCUUCUUCCUCCUGGUGAACCAGCACAGCAUGGUCAGCGUGUCCACCCCCAUCUCGGAGAUCUACGAGCAGGAGCGUGACGAGGAUGGCUUCCUCUACAUGGUUUACGCCUCCCAGGAGACCUUCGGCUGUUAGGGAGGAACCCAGAGAGAGGGG
Messenger RNA from Megalops cyprinoides (Indo-Pacific tarpon), 533 nucleotides. RefSeq names its product microtubule-associated protein 1 light chain 3 alpha (gene map1lc3a). The record is from RefSeq and is a predicted model, not a curated record. Gene Ontology annotation, cellular component: autophagosome; autophagosome membrane; cytosol. The coding region runs from base 147 to 512 and encodes 121 amino acids. Gene Ontology annotation, biological process: macroautophagy; autophagosome assembly; autophagy of mitochondrion. Gene Ontology annotation, molecular function: ubiquitin protein ligase binding. Lineage: Eukaryota; Metazoa; Chordata; Actinopteri; Elopiformes; Megalopidae. The transcript is spliced from 4 exons.